This is a messenger RNA of Saccoglossus kowalevskii, 2487 nucleotides long. Its product is annotated as peptidyl-glycine alpha-amidating monooxygenase-like. Gene Ontology annotation, molecular function: copper ion binding; oxidoreductase activity, acting on paired donors, with incorporation or reduction of molecular oxygen, reduced ascorbate as one donor, and incorporation of one atom of oxygen; protein binding. NCBI's taxonomy places the organism in Eukaryota, Metazoa, Hemichordata, Enteropneusta, Harrimaniidae. The record is from RefSeq and is a predicted model, not a curated record. Gene Ontology annotation, biological process: peptide metabolic process. Gene Ontology annotation, cellular component: extracellular region; membrane.
AUGGCUGUUGUGCAUAUCAUUACUGUUUUGGUGUUGUGUUUGACGUGUAUGCUAUGUGAACCAUACUAUGAUAGACAACACAGAGUUGACAUCUCCAGAGAAACUGACAUUUUCAGUAUUGACUUCCUUAUGCCUGAAGUCUCUCCAAAACAGACUGAUACAUAUCUUUGUACAUCUGUCAAGAUGCCAGAAGAGGAAAUUUAUAUUGUGCAUUAUGAACCACAAGCUGAUAUGAACACUGUUCAUCAUAUGAUACUCUAUGGAUGUGAAGCUCCAUAUGCCGCUCUAGAGAACUGGGAAUGUGAGUCUCGAAUCUGUCGAGGUGGUACCAAGAUCAUGUAUGCUUGGGCCAGAAAUGCUCCUGCUCUAAAGCUACCUGAAGGUGUUGGAUUCCGAGUUGGUGGUGCUGGUCAUUCAAAAUAUUUAAUAUUACAAGUGCAUUAUAACAAUGUAGAUGACUUUGUGGCUGGUGGUAUGGAUACAUCUGGAGUUAAAUUAUUUAUGACAUACACUCCUCAGCGGUUCAUAGCUGGUAUUUACUUAUUAGUCAGCAUGGAUGUCAACAUCAAUCCAGGAGAAGAAAAUGUCCAUUCCGAUGUCUACUGUCCAUAUGAGGAAAGACAUAGAAUCCAUGCUUUUGCAUUCCGUGUUCACACCCAUAACCAUGGUAGAGUGGUCAGUGGUUACAGAGUACGCAAUGGACGAUGGUCAUUGUUAGGAAAAGCCAACCCACUUUGGCCACAGGCUUUUUACCCUAUGGAUAGCGACUUUGAAAUUCAGCGUAAUGAUGCUUUAGCUGCAAGAUGUACAUUCAGUGGUGAGAACCUGGACCAUUCUGUUAAUGUUGGCUCAACUAGUAAAGAUGAAAUGUGUAAUUUUUAUAUAAUGUAUUACAUGGACAAUGAAAAUGAAGACAUCAUUCAGGCUUGCUCUAAAAAAGCCAUUCAUGUACAGUUCCCACCAGAUUCAGACAUCCCCCCUCCACCAAAUGAGUUCCUUCAAGACAAGAUGGAGUACCAUCACCAUGAGAACUACUAUAAUUACUAUGACGAUUACUAUGAUGAGGAUCAGAAUGUGGAGAAAAGUGAUGACAAACCAGAUGAUGUAAUCAAGGCUGAGGAAAAAGAAAAUAAACAGGAAGAAGAUAAGGAAGAUGAGGAGAUUAAUAUAAACCAUAAUGAGCAAACGGAUGAGAAAGUACAAACAACAUCCACACCAUUAAAAACAGCUGAGGUGCAAAACAAUAAUAACAAACAAGGUGGUUUUCAGGAAGUUCAAGAUUGGUUGACAUUGUCAGACAUGACCCUGGGUCAAGUUUCUGCUGUAGAUCUGGAUAAGAAUGGUGAUGUUGUGAUAUUUCAUAGAAAAGAUAGAAUCUGGGAUGCCACUACUUUUGACGCCAAUAAUAAUUUUCAAUUCGCUGCGGAUGGACCAAUAAUUGGUAAUACAGUUAUAACAAUAGACAAGAAGACAGGUAAAAUCAAACAUCAAUGGGGUUCCAAUCUGUUCUAUUUACCUCAUGGACUAACCCUUGAUAAUGAUGACAAUAUCUGGAUCACUGAUGUCGCUCUCCAUCAAGUUUUCAAAUUCCCACCAGGGGGUAACAAUUCACCACUGAUUGAGCUUGGAACUAAACUAGAACCAGGAAAUGAUGAUCAUCAUUUUUGUAAGCCGGCUGAUGUAGCGAUUGAUCCGUACACUGGAUAUUUCUUUGUUGCCGAUGGAUACUGCAAUACACGCAUUAUUAAGUAUUCUCCACAGGGUGAGAAAAUAUUACAGUGGGGAGAGCCUUCAACACAUUCUAUUAAAAGUUUUCCUCCACCUGGUACUUUUAAUCUCCCUCAUUCAUUGGUGUACAUUGAUGAUACAAAUCAAGUCUGUGUUGCUGAUAGAAAAAAUGGACGUAUACAGUGUUUCAAAAGUUCAAAUGGUGACUUUGUAAUUGAAUACCAUCCAGCAGAGUUUGAUGGAAGAGUCUUUGCUAUAGAUUACACACCAAUGAAUGGUGGAUUAUUGUAUGCGAUAAAUGGUCCAGUUAUGAAAUCUGGAAGUAAAGAACCUCUUGGUAUUGUUAUCAAACUAGACACUGAUGUGAAUAUUACAGUUAAUAAUAAAGACCAAAUAAAAAUCGAUAAAGGUGACCUACCAAAGCCCUUAUAUAACAACUAUCAUGACACCGGCAAGGACAUGAUGCCAACUUUGUUAAUUAUGACACUUCUUGCUAUUCCAAUUGUUCUCAUGGCAUUGGUUACAGUGGUUCUCCGACUGCGUGCACAAGGAAAAUUACGUGUACAGAAUAUCAAGUACUUUUUCAGUAAUGGUUAUCGCUCCACCAGUCAUGGAAAUGUCAACUUGGGAUCGUUUUUCAACCGCCAUAAAGGUUUCAGUAAAGUGAGUACAGAAGACAGUGAUCAUGAUCACUUUAGUGAAGAGUCAGAUGUGGAUGAGUAUACAGCUAUGAAUGUUGGGAAGUCACAGAACUUAUAG